AUGGCCGAAAACACUCUAAUUAAGGAUGACUUGAGUAAGUAUGUAAACGGUGUUUUGUUGAUUUUUAAAUUGAAAGUUUGAACUUUCAGCUUUAAAAGUUCAAAGCUUGAUAAUGUUUAUAUUUAUAAUAGUUUAAUACUUAAUAUAUUUUAAAACUAAUGUGAAAUAAAUGUGUAGUAAAAUAUUAAUGAUAAAAAUGUUUGCAGAUACACUUCUCGAAAGCCCUCAGAAAGAUGGGAAAGAUUCUGGAUUCAUGGAGACACCUAUCAUCUCUCCUUCCAUCUCCAGAAGUCGGCCAAGCAGAAUCCCACAGAACAUUCAGCCUAAAAAAGGGAUUCUGAAGAACAGAGUAAGUGGUCGUUUUUGCAUUACAGUGAAAGUGUCAUGAGUAAGAUGACAGAUUUUACCAUACUUUUCUUGUUAUAUAAUAUAUUAAGUUGCUCACACAAUUCUGUUUCCCCUCUCAAAGCAAUUUUUUCGGUUUAGGGGCACAGAAUUAUUUGAACACCUUAAUAAUAAGUCAUUUUAGGAUCCUUUGAGAAAUGAAGUGUUAUCAGUCACAGUUACUCCGAACACCGAGAUUGGUGCACUUAGGACAACCUUGUUGUACACUUUGCCAGAACGAACUCUAACUUCUUUCCGCCCUACAGUUGGAUUCUCAGAAAGGAAUGCAGGUAUGAUAGCCGCCUAUCUUUAGUUACAACAUUUACUAUGGUUCAAAGUUUAGAAAAAGUCUAUUAGUGACAUUUACGGAUUGACACAAGUAAUAAAAUUGUAAGUUGUCGUUCUAAAUGUGUCAUAAUGUCAUAGUUUAUGUGAUUUGUGUUUCAGUGGCUAUAAUUGGAGACACAUCAGAUGAAUACGAAAGCGAUGCCAGAAACUCGAUCUCGAUGCCAGCCUUGAUGCCGUCGAUUCCUGAGACCACAUUGGUUGAAGAACCUCAAAAGAUGGUCAGGUGAGGCAAUGUUAUUCAUUUACUUCUUGGAAAUGCAUUUUGAUGACGUGUUUUUAUAAAAACAGUCAACAUAAUGUAUUUAAUAUAUCUUAUGAUUUUAUUUUAAAAUUAUAACGUAAAAUGUCAUAUAUAUCACAGUAUUGUAACAUAAAUCAUGGUUUGUUUCAGUAACGAACCUGACAACCCCAACUACAUGAACGGCUUUAUCAUGGCUGACAGAAGUGUGGAAUCAACUCCAGAAAGAAGUCAAGAUGACUCCAAGAUCACAGAAGGUCGUAGCACAUCAGAAAUUGCUUCGACUACGGAAGACGAUCAGAUCAGCUUAACGUCAUCUACUUGUAGCUCUCACAUUGCUGGGAAGUGGUGGAAUGGCAAGGAUACUAGGUAUAUUAAUAUCAAUAUAAAGCUUUUAUAAACAUUAUUAUGUAAAAUUACGUUCUUUACACUCAAUAUAGUAAAUAUAUACAUUUCUAUUGUAUUAACAAACUUUGUUUAGAUAUGUACUCCAUUGUGAAAAGAAGGGCUGUAACCACAAACACGGUAAUCAACCACGACCUGGAGAUUACCUAACACCAACACAACGCUUCAAACAGGAGAUUACUGUACUCAAAAAACAGAAAAAGUAAGCCUUUGGCGUCAAUGUUAAUAUUCAAAUUUAGAAAGCUGGAAGAAGAAAUAAAACUAAAGGAUGGAGAACUAAAUGAACAUAGAGAGAGGUUCAAGCAGAUCGACGACAGCAUCAUUCUACACCACGACAGUCAGCUGAUGACAUUGCUGGACAAAAAGGAAAAGAAGUUCGAAGCCGAGAAGGAACGACUACAUCAUGAUCAUAUUAAGGUCGUCGAGGAGUUGGAGUUACAGAUCUUUGAACUAAAGUAAGUCACUUAAAUUAGCAUAAAAGUGUGGGACAAUGUUAUAUAUCUUUUAUAUUACGUCUCACAGAUAUAGUAAUUGUCACAGCUUUUCUAAUGAAUUGUGAUUUAGACAACUUCUAAACGAAAAAAACCUUAUUAUCGACCGGUUGGAAUCACAACUCAACAUUCCCAAAUCAGAUGUGUCCACCUUCACAGAAGUCGACGUAACAGACGAAGCUCAACAGGUACAACAAGUAGACGGUCAGUUGGGCGGGGCUUCCAACAUCACCACCCCCAACGACCCCAACCCAUCGUCCAAUCUACUGGGAGUAAACGCGGUUUCUGCUCAGACGUCGCCUCAGGUUCCGCCUCCGCCGAUUGCAAUCACGGAAGUACCUUCUGGAGACCCACUCACCGAAGCCUUCAGAAUCGAGGCCCUGUUCUGGAGGGAGAAGGCAGCUCAAUUGGAGAUCAUCGUAAAAGAACAGCUGAUUCGGAAUGACUUUGACACGAUUCAGAUGGCUAACGAGUCGCUUCAGACUACCGUCGACCAGUCGAAUCCAGGCAGCACGAUGACGUCGGCUUCGAACAUCAAAGGAAUGGUGGACGACGCUACGGAACGACGCCGAAAGUUCACUACACAACGUACCAUGAUGACACUGGCCAGAAACCCUUCAAAUUACAGUAUCCCUCAGCUAAUAGAAGCCCAGGAGUGUCGCAAUCCGAAUUGCGUCGAGCAGAAGAAGCUUCUAAACGAGGAGAACGAGGAAAUCAUCCAAAAAGUAAGUAUCGUGAGGCGGUUAUUGUUCAUGGUGGUGGUGCUUGGCCAUCGUCGUGUGGUGUACGGUGUGGUACCUCCGUUUAUGUUGGUCUGUGAAUAUGUUAGAUUUGUGGCUUGUUAUGUUCGCACCUUUAUCACUAAGUUAUUCAAAUACAAAAAGACUUGACUUACCGUAAUAUACUGUAUGUUUUGCCCUACCCAUAAAUUUAUGUUUUAGUAGAUUGUUAGCAGUACUGUAAACUUAUUGUUAGUGGCAGUCUGUUUAAAAGUUAUCAAACAAUUUUAUUGCACAAAAAUAAUCUUUUUCAACUAGGUUUUUGCAUAAUAUAUUGUUGUACUAUCUUUAAGUUGUGUAAACUUUAAUUUUCACUGUGUUUACAUGGUAUAACAUAAACGUAUUUAUGUUGUUAGAUCACUAAUUAUGUUUGCCAAUUACUGUAUUUAUGUUGACUGAAUAAACUUUACCUUCAUGUAGAUGGACGAUCAGUAUGCUCGGAAUGCUGAACUGGCCGCAGAACUGGCCCAAUUCAAAGACUUGCACGAUCAGCUUCAGAAAGAGCACGCUGACCUAAAAGUGUCAUUCGAUGAGUUGGCUAGCCUGGCUGAGAGUCGUAUGGCCGAGAUAAAGAGCGGCCAAAUGGCGUUGGACAGGCUACAAGAUGACAAAGAGAAGCUACAGCAAGCCUUCAGUUACCUAGAAGACAAAGCUCAAGCCUAUCGUAACACCAUCCUCGACAACGACCUUGUAGUACUCGGGGAAGAAGCCGAACAAUGGCAUCGAGGCUUCACGGACCCGCGCUUCAAGGUGUUCCAUUCCACCAGAAUCCAGACGGAUCUGACUACACAAGAACUGACAUUCAACGAAAGCGAGUUUGCUACGAUCAGCGUGCAGUUAAAAGAGAUUCAGAAGGAAUAUUCAAACAGACAGAUCGACCUGGACGCUCAAUUCAACGUGAUCAACGAGGGACUUCAGCUCAAGUCUCAACUGGUCGAAGAGUUGAGUAAACAGCUGGAAAUGGCAGCCGCCAACGCUCAGACUGUAGAAGAAUGUCGCCAAGAGGAACGUGACUACUACAAGAAACGGCUGGAAGCCAUGGGAAGGGAAAUCGAACGGAUUCCGGGGAUUCAGAUGGAUCUGGACCGAGCUCAGCAAGUAAGUAAAUAAAUGACAUAAGAUGCAGAUAUAACUUUGUCAGUAUGUUAAUCAUUAUGCUUAUAAGACUGUAGAGUAACAAAAGUAAACUAUGAAAUGUUAUUGUAGGAAAAGAGCAUACUGGAGAUUCAACUAAAGGGAAUCAAGGAACAGUACGAAGAUGGUCUUGAGAGUGCCUUGGAUGUCUCACUACAGAAGGCACAACAACAAGAAAAGUACUGGAUCGAGAAAGUAGAGUCUUUACAACGUGCCAAGAACGAACUCAAUGUAAGUUUUGCUAAGAAACUACUUUACUCAUCAAUAACAAUGACUAUACUACAUGAUUUCAGAACAACUUUGAAAAGUUGAAGCUGGACUACGAGAACCUGAAGAUAAAAGGUCAAGUUGAUAAGGCCGAGCUUGAGCAGAGAUUAUCAUCAACAAUCGACCAUGUGGCAUAUCUUAACAAAAAGGUAAGAUUAUGAAUACAGUUAUAUUUGUCAACUUUUUCAAAAACUAAAACUAUCGUUUUCAGUUGAACCCUCCAGUCCGUGAUGCCCAAUGCGAGGCCAAGCCUCGUACUGUGAACAAGUACGUAGCUUGCCGUCCAAACCAACGCCACAAGAACGUUGAAGUCGACCGUAAAGAGCUGGAAAUGAGUAAAAGCGAAGAAGACAUCCAGAAGCUGUUCAAGUACAAGGACGCCUUCCUCAAGACAAAGGCAGAGCUCACCAAGAUCCAGGAGAAUGUCAUCUCUGUAGCUCCAAAACCUUCGUACGCUGAACCUGCUUCCACUGCUCUGAAAGAGAAAAAACCGAGUAAAGUAAAGAAAUCGGGUACCGUACUCAGUUUCGGCCAAGUGCUAUUUGACAAAGAUGGUCGAGUAAAAUUUCCGCAACUUCGAAAAGACUCUAGUCUAAACGACGUCUCUACUGUAUCGUCACCUAUGAUUCUGAUGAGAGAUGCUUCAGUGUCACCUUCAGAAGACACUCAACCAGACGACAGUAGAAACACUGCCAUUCAGACUGAAGCCAUUCCUGAUGACAAAUCCAGUAUCAGUGAAACUGAUCAGAUAUCACUUUGCUCGAUCGAGGAGAUCAAGAAGAUGGAGGCGCAGACAAAGAAGCUACAGGACGAGAUUCUGCUACUGAGGGCAAAGGCGGCUGAAUCAGACACCUGGUUCGAGAAGAUUUCCAGAAUCCAGUCAAUGUUGCCUGAGGCGGUAUUGUUAGUGUAAGUCUUUUAAUUCUACUGUUUGUUACUUUAAUUUAUACAACCUUGUUAGAAGUUAUAAUGUAUGAUUAUAGUGAAGAUGACGAAGCCCCAGUAUACGGCCACACUGCCAUCGGUCGUAUUUUAGACUCGACCAUAUCGUUCCUGAACCAAAAAGCAAAUGAACCAUCUCCAAUCAGACGCCAGUCUUCUGAACCCGAUCUCAAGCUGUCAGCUCAUUCUAUAGAAGCCUCAACUGCCACCAAAUUCAAACCUCUCCCUAUACCUGACAAAUGGGACAAUGAACGUCAAGAGUUACUACGACAGAACGCUCAUUACGCUGCCCAGCUUUUGGCAUUACAAGCAAAACUAAGCAGGAUUCAAGGUGAAGAAGCCAAGAAACCAGAAGAGAAGACAGAACUAGAUGAACUAGAAGGAGAACUGAAAGAGUUGGCCAGACAGUUGACUACAGUACCCAUCUACAAUGCUGAACAAUUGGCCAAAGCCAGAAAAGAGAGAGAUGCCUUGAGGAUACAGAUCAUCGACUUGAGGGAAAAGUACCGUGACGCCUUGAACGAACUUGAGAUCUUCAGAAUAGAGCCACGAUCUGAUGCUCAGAAACACUGGGAUGAUAUUAGACUAGGUAGAAGUAGGAGUGAAGAACGGCUAGACACUGGACUAGCUUCCGGAGAGCUCAGACGGUGGAAAGAAUCCGCUGGAGUUUCUUUUAGAGAAGUUAAUCGGCUUCGAAGUUAUGUUAUGAAGCUAGAAGACGAGAAUUCAAAUUUCAAAACUCAAACUGCCAUUUUGAGAGGAGAAAUGGAGCUGGCCAAGUGUCAAACAGAACUGGCUAGCCAAUGGGCUGUGAGGAGGAGAAUCGAGUUGAAGAUCGACGUUCCUGGACGACGCAGAUCUGUGUCGUCGUUGAACUUGAACGACGACUUUAAGAAACCAAAGAAAAAGUAAGAAACUUUCUAUAACGUAAUAACACGACUUUGAGUACGAUACAAACAGCUAAAAUGAAAACUUCAUUUUUAAAAUUCUUUAGUAUUUUCAUAUUUCAGGACAUUCCACUCAUCGAUGGACCGACUAGACAAGAAAGACGAAAAAGAAAACAAUGCCAACGAACUCUCAAUCAUACAACAAGCAUUCCACAAACAGGUCUCACAUCUAAAGAAAGCCAACCAUUCACUAGGACAACAAGUAAAACAACUUCAGGAACAAGUCGAAGCCAAUGUAAGUUAACCAUAUCGACAUUUAACCUCAAAAGUCGAUAUUUUAUUGCAAACAAAGAUUUUUUUGGACGAUGUUAAAAUGAUACUAAAUCCGUUGUUUAUACAUUUAGUUCUGUAUACCUUCUCAACAUUCUCAAUUUUAGAAGCGCGAAAUGAUCCAAAUCACCGAGCAUGACCAGAUUGUCGGUAAAUUGAGCGGUAAAGUGAAUUUACUUCAAAACGAAAACAAUCUGUACGAAAUGAAGAUACGAGAGAUCGAAGACGAGCGACAACAAAUGUACCUCCUGAUGUUCAGGAAGGGUCAACAAGCCGCUCAACACGAAAUCACUGAAGUAAGUAAACCGUCUUGUACAACGCUUCUUACUUUAUUAAAAGUUCAUUAUGAAGUACGAAUUAUUUUCGAUAUUAUAUUAUUUACCUCAUAAUCAGCCUAAAAAGCUAUUUUAAUAUCCAAAAAUCAUAACCAACCCUAACAAUACCAAAUUCUAGGACAAAGCUCUGGACGAGAUGACAGAAGACAAGAUGCUCCUCAAGUUCCUUCAUGAUGCCUUAUACUAUUACCUCAUGAACCGUGGCGACUCCCGCGAACAUCUGCAGGCCAUCAUGACCAUGCUCAACUUCUCGAGUAAACAGAAGGACGAAGUUUACAAACGACGCGGCAAAUCACACUAG
Bursaphelenchus okinawaensis is the source of this 6841-nucleotide messenger RNA. The record is from the annotation of a GenBank genome assembly. Lineage: Eukaryota; Metazoa; Nematoda; Chromadorea; Rhabditida; Aphelenchoididae.